Messenger RNA from Juglans microcarpa x Juglans regia, 885 nucleotides. RefSeq lists its product as uncharacterized. The record is from RefSeq and is a predicted model, not a curated record. Bases 1 to 885 code for a protein of 294 amino acids. Gene Ontology annotation, molecular function: nucleic acid binding; RNA-DNA hybrid ribonuclease activity. The transcript has a single exon. NCBI's taxonomy places the organism in Eukaryota, Viridiplantae, Streptophyta, Magnoliopsida, Fagales, Juglandaceae.
AUGAACCUUUUCAAGAAAAAGAUUGUAGACUCUCCUCUUUGUCCUAUAUGCUAUAUGGAAAAAGAAACAGUUGCUCAUAUUCUUUGGAAUUGUGCUUCAACUACAAAUGUAUGGAGUCAAGGGCCACCACUUUUCCAAAAAGGCUCUUUGAGAGCAGAUAGUUUUAUAGAGAUUUUUGAAUCUCUAAUGGCUAGUUGUGACAAUCUUCUUAUGGAUCUUUUUGCUGUAACAGUAAGAAACAUUUGGUAUCCAAGAAUUAAGUCUUUAUUUGAAGGUACUUUUUUGCAUCCCACUUUGUUAGCUCAACAAGCAGUUCAUGAUCUUGCAGUUUUUAAAGCUUCACAGACAAAUUCAGAGCCUUCUCUUAGAUGUACUUCUAACCUAGUUGUGCAUUGGACACCCUCUCCUCGUGGUCUGGUUAAGAUUAAUUGGGACGCUGCUUUGAGUGAGUCUCAAGACAAAAUUGGCCUGGGAUUGGUGGCUAGAGAUCAUAUAGGAGGUAUCUUAGCUACUAAAAGUGUGUCAAAAGAAGGGGGUGUAACCCCUUUACUUGCUGAAGCAAUAGGGGGCUUUCAGGCUACAAAGUUUGCAUCUGAUUUGGGUUUAACUUCUAUUAUCCUUGAAGGUGAUUUCUCUCAAGUUGUUCAAGGCCUUAACAGACAAGCAGCCAGAUGGGAUUAUGUGGGAUUGGUUUUAGAUGAUACUAAAAAUCUGCUUUCUUCUUUUGAGUCUUUUGUUAUUAUGUUGGUAGGUAGAAAUGGCGAUGUUUUUGCCCACUCACUUGCAAAGAAAGCUUUAGAUCUUAGAGUGGAUUCUGAACAAGUAGUACAUAGUUCUCUCUGUAAUAGUUCUCUCUGUAAUAGUAUUCCUGUAAUGUUACAUUGA